GUUCUCGGAACAGGGCGGAGACUUGGAUUCAAUCGUUUAUUUGAACCACACCGUGGACACUCCCAAGUAUCAGGCCAACAACGGCGUUGCCAGUGGUGUUCUGUCCCCAGACGGGUCACUGGCUCAGUG
Molecule: messenger RNA, 129 nt
Organism: Opisthorchis viverrini
Lineage: Eukaryota; Metazoa; Platyhelminthes; Trematoda; Opisthorchiida; Opisthorchiidae
Exons: 1
Source: RefSeq, a predicted model, not a curated record